CCCUUUUGCUGCCCAUUGACAGUUCUGUGUUAGUGCGUUGUAGUACCACACGAAUACGUGUCACAGACUAUUUAACUGAUUGCUCGAUCGUCGAUAGUGGUGAUUAUUCUGUACAAGAUGAAGAUUACCUUGACACAAGCCCAUUGGGAACACAUUAUUUGUGUUUUGCGGGUUUGAUUGGAUUUUAAUUGGCUACUUACGCUGAUGCUAACAACCAACUAGCAUUAGCAGGCUAGCAACAACAGGACUCCUACAGGGAUGUAGUAAAUACAGUUUUUUACUAUAUCUUUAUUGAUUUGUUUUAGAAGACAGCACUAUGAUGUUUACCUAUUAGAACGCAGAUAUGCUCAUUAGUUUUUGGAUUGGCAGCACAUCUCAAUUAUUUAUAUGGUAGUGGUGCCUGGUUAUUUUGCUUCGGUUAAAAGCAAGACAAACGCUUUGACAAACUAGGGUGUUUGGACCAACUAAUGAUGCUCUGCGAAAUUGUUCAACAAAAUUAUAAAACGGCCUCACCGGGAGGAUUACACCAGGACUGUCUGGCAGUGGGUGGCAAUUGGACAAAAGGCAGAUACUGCCUUGAACUCUAACAUUUUUAAAAGCAUUGGCAAGUGGUGAGCGGCCCAAACUACUCUCAAGAUGGUCCUAGGAAUGCUUCUUUUUACCUCCCUUUUUAUGGGCUCGGUAAAAUGUCAAGAGAGUCAUAACAUGACACCAGAAGAGAAGACUGUCAUAAGGGAACAGAUCAUUGAAAUGUUUGACCAUGCAUAUGGGAGUUAUAUGAAAUAUGCGUAUCCAGCCGAUGAGUUGAUGCCAUUAAGCUGUAAGGGCAGAGUACGUGGUCAGGAGCCCAACAGAGGUGACAUUGAUGAGUCUUUGGGCAAGUUUUCUCUCACACUGAUUGACACCCUUGAUACACUAGUGGUGUUAAACAAGCUGGAUGAGUUUGAGGAGGCAGUGAGAAAGGUGGUGAGGGACAUACGCCUUGACAAUGAUGUUGUGGUGUCUGUGUUUGAGACGAACAUUAGAGUUUUGGGAGGACUUCUGGGGGCCCAUGUUAUGGCUGACCUGUUCCGUCAGCAAGGAGAGAGAAUGCAGUGGUACCGAGAUGAACUCUUACACAUGGCCAAAGACUUGGGUCAUCGUUUAUUACCUGCCUUUAACACCACAAGUGGCCUUCCCUACCCAAAGAUAAAUCUGCGAUAUGGAGUUCUGAACCCACUCUCUCGCAUUGGCACUGAAACAGACACAUGCACUGCCUGUGCUGGAACCAUGAUUUUGGAGUUUGCUGCUCUGAGUCGAUUGUCUGGGGAUUCUGUUUUUGAGAAACAUGCCCGAAAGGCUCUGGAUGUUCUCUGGAACAGGAGACAGAAAGAAAGUGAUUUAGUAGGAACAGUGAUCAAUAUUCAUAAUGGAGAAUGGAUCAGGAGAGACAGUGGAGUUGGUGCUGGCAUUGAUUCUUACUAUGAAUAUCUGAUGAAGGCUUAUAUUCUUCUUGGGGACCAUGUUUUUCUUGAAAGAUUUAACAUUCAUUACAAUGCAAUCAUGAAGUACAUUAGUCAACCUCCCCUGUUGCUCAAUGUUCAUAUGCAUAAUCCAACUGUGAGUGUGCGCAGCUGGAUGGACUCCCUUUUGGCCUUCUUUCCUGGUCUGCAGGUUUUAAGGGGUGAUCUGAAACCAGCUAUUGAAACUCAUGAGAUGCUUUACCAAGUGACAAAACAGCAUAAGUUUCUUCCUGAGGCUUUCACUACAGAGUUUAGAGUCCACUGGGGCCAACACUUAUUGAGACCAGAGUUUGCAGAAAGUACUUACUACCUCUACAAGGCCACUGGUGAUCACUACUACCUCCGAGUUGGGCAGUCUAUUGUAGAAAAACUCAAUGUCUAUGCCCGAGUGCCUUGUGGGUUUGCAGCUGUGCAGGAUGUUCGCACUGGAACACAUGAAGACAGGAUGGACUCCUUCUUCUUAGCAGAGAUGUUUAAGUACCUGUACUUGCUGUUUUCUGAGAAAAGCCAGCUUCCUAUCAACAUUGAUGACUAUGUUUUCACCACAGAGGCUCACCUUCUUCCCGUCUCACUCUCAACCAAACAGCCACCCUGUCAGGAUAAUAUGACGUAUGUUGAGGUCUCCCAAGCUGAAGAUUUAUUUACACACUCAUGUCCAAGUCCAGAAGCACUCUUUCCCAAUAACCCUACAUUUGCAAAAAGCAUACGAGACGGGUACAAGUACCUCACUGGUGUGGGCCGGGCUUUUCAACCCCUUCCACUCAGAGAGAUUGAACUACCCCUGCAUGACAAUGGGAUGGAGUCUGUAGAAUUUUUAAAAAGUAUGGGUAUUUCCCUUAUGCCACUUAAUGAAGCUAUGGCUGGAAGUUCUAAGGAACAUAAAGGAGUUUAUCAAAUUAAACUGGUUGCUGAGUUGAGUCAAACGAAUGAGGAGGAAGAGGUGGUUCCACAUAUUGUCCAGCUUAUAUCACCACCUUUUUUGGGUCGGACAGUCCUGACAGCAGGACCAGCAAAGUUUGGAAUGGACCUCACCAAACAGGAACAUGGGGUGAAAGGACGUGUUGUAAAAGCAUUACCAUACACAGCAUGUGGACCAUUAAAGAAUACUAUAGAAAUUAAAGGGCAUAUUGCACUGGCAUUACGAGGUGUCUGCAUGUUUGCUGCAAAGGCUCGACAUCUCCAGGAUGCAGGAGCCACUGGAGUCAUCUUUAUAGAUCACAGAGAAGGAAGUAACAGCAAUGAUUCUCCACUAUUUCAAAUGGUGGGCGAUGGGGGCUCAACUGCAGACAUCACAAUACCUUUGGUUUUCCUGUUCAGUUGCGAAGGUCAAAUACUUCUAGAUGCCUUGGAAGAACAUCACAAUGUGGAUGUACUGCUGUUACCACAAGAGAGGCAGCUGGGACAAGAUAAGCCUGAGAAAACAGCUGAAAUGAACAUUGAAAUUCGUCUGACGGAGGAAGGACAGUUGGACGAAGCAUUCCAGCACACCCUGGAAUUAGUCCUGGAGAAAACGGCUGCAGCGGUCCAAGAAGUGCUAGACAUGGGCCUAGAAGAAGAGCAACAAUCUCAGCAACAAAGUACAGCUGAAUCAUUGAUCAAAGACAGUAACGAUGAUGCAGAGACAGAACCCUAACACUUUCCACUAUUGUUGAUGGAAUGUGCCUCAAAGUCCCUCACUGCCUCAAACGCAGCCUGUACUGAUUUUCCCUGCAUGUUUACAGCCAAUGGAGGUGACAGAUCAGGUGGGUUAAAUGGGUACUUCCUAACAUCUUGGCUGUGUGGACUGAAAAAAUGUGUAAUUAAGCAUACAAAUUAUAGAGUUAAAAUUGAUUAGCGCAGUCUUUUGCGCAAACCAGCUGUCCCUAAUGUUGCUCUUGUAGUUACAUAAGGAGCGUUCAGUGACAUUUUUAAAUCACUUACUAAUAGGGAAGAAUAGGGUCAUAUAUUAUGGAUAGUGAUGUUUUUAUGCAAUGCAGUUGUUGAAAUCUAGAAUUGCACAUAUUUUUAUUUUAUAUUUUUAUUUAUACAGUACUGUUGAAAUGAGUGAAUGGACUUUUUGGCCAGUAGGUGGAGUAGUAAGACACAUUACAAGGUGAAGACAAUUUGGGGCCAAACAUAAGCAUUUUUCAGGGAUUAGUGAGAAUGAAUGCUAUAAAGAAGUGUGUCUGUUUUCUUUUGUGUGUGCCCAUGCAACCUGUAAAAAUAUCUUGAUUGUUACUGUUACAUUACAUUUAGGUUUAUGAUUUUGUGCACCUUUUAGAAAAAGUACAUGUUUCAGUUGUAACAAUAUUACCAAAGGUAUAUUAAUGAUGGUUCUGAUCAGUUCCAUUUUGAUGUCUUGUUUUUCUAUGCACUUUAGUUUGUAUAUCUUCCAUACAUCUUCCAGACCAUUUCUAAAGCAACUGCCGCUACCAUCAUCAUAACAUAACAUAGCAACUGGAUCAAUGUAUUUAUUGUAAGUUAACACCUGAUUAAUUACGUAUGUUUUCAUAUUUCUUAAAAUGCAUGACCUGCCUUUCCUGAGAGAUUUUUUGUAUGAGAUAAAGAUCCCAUCCCAAUCAUAAAUGCAAAUAUUUUAUGUGGCAAAUAAUUUUAUUUUCGAUUAAUUGAUUUGUUUCUUUUUUUUUUGCUGGCAUAAUUUUAGUGUGACUUAAUAUUUUAUUUUAUUUUUGCGAAAACAUGCCAACAUAUUUACCUCAGGGCCAUGGUGUAUUGGGCAACUUUGUUUUUUCUUCCUUCAGCCGGUUUUCCUUGAAAUAUGUUGGAUGACUAAAAUCUCCAAUUUGUGCCAAUAGAAAUGACCAUAUGGAUUUCUUUGAUCUUCAGUUAUCCACUUUGUGAGCUGAGUAGUCUUGUUAAAAUGAUAAUAAAAAUAAAAGUAUUUCUU
This is a messenger RNA of Periophthalmus magnuspinnatus, 4389 nucleotides long. Its product is annotated as ER degradation-enhancing alpha-mannosidase-like protein 3. Gene Ontology annotation, cellular component: membrane; endoplasmic reticulum. The transcript has 20 exons. Bases 637 to 3135 code for a protein of 832 amino acids. Gene Ontology annotation, molecular function: calcium ion binding; mannosyl-oligosaccharide 1,2-alpha-mannosidase activity. The record is from RefSeq and is a predicted model, not a curated record. Gene Ontology annotation, biological process: mannose trimming involved in glycoprotein ERAD pathway; carbohydrate metabolic process; endoplasmic reticulum mannose trimming. NCBI's taxonomy places the organism in Eukaryota, Metazoa, Chordata, Actinopteri, Gobiiformes, Gobiidae.